Arachis duranensis is the source of this 1107-nucleotide messenger RNA. RefSeq lists its product as uncharacterized. The transcript has a single exon. The coding region runs from base 1 to 1107 and encodes 368 amino acids. The record is from RefSeq and is a predicted model, not a curated record. NCBI's taxonomy places the organism in Eukaryota, Viridiplantae, Streptophyta, Magnoliopsida, Fabales, Fabaceae.
AUGGCUAGUGAGGAGAGUUUCCUAGUUCUGGUACAUUACAGAGGGUCGAUUAAGAGAAAAACUCGGUCCGGCGUGAAGUUCACUGAUAAGGAUCCCCUAUGUAUUAUCGUGACGCCGACAACCACCUACGAUGCACUUGUUAGCUCUGUGCUGGAGAAGCUGGGUCUUGAAGGCGUUAAAAGGGUGAAGAAGUUUUUCUACCGCAUUCCUACAGCGGUGCUCCAUGACACCGUGAAGUUUGAUUGUUUCACAAUCGGUAGUGAGGAGGACUUGCAGGUUAUGUUUCUUUCUCGUAGGCAGUUUCCCGAGGUAAGGACUCCGGAGCUAUUGGCUAAGUUGGUUGAUGUGGUAUCUAGCUCGGGUGGUUCGAACCGGAAUGCCAAUACUAUAGCCGCGGUUGCGGGCUCGAGCUCGAGACCUGCGGUUGCUUCAUCCUCCGUUCCUGUGUCUGAGCCACCGAUGCAGCCUGUUGCCUCCCCUUUGUUUGCCGUUGAUUUGAGCGGCACUGUUGGAGACGAGGCUCGAUAUGCGGAACAUGUUCCCACCGAAGUGCAUUGUCCUACACCGACUGGUGUUGGUGAGGGUUUGUUUGAUGACGCAGAUGACGAUGACGUCGAGCCGGAUAUGAUUGCUGAUGACAGCGGCGAUGAUCUUGGAACUACUGAUCCGGGAAGGGCUACAGGUGGAUCUAGUUCUGGCACACAGCAGUACCCACCUCAUUUUUCAUCGUUGGACAUGGAUGCCAUGAGGCAGGUCGAAAAUCCUUUGCAGGCCUCUGGAUUUGGCGCCAGAGAUAUGGAAGGGUCUGCCGGUAUGACGGAGUUCCAGGUUGGCCAACAAUUUCAGGAUAAAGAUGAGGCGCUAUUGAGUGUGAAGACUUACAGCAUCCGCCAAGGGGUCCAGUACAAGGUCGUUGAGUCUGACUACCGCAGGUAUGUGGGAAAGUGUUCUGAGUUUGGGAAUGGGUGCACAUGGUUGAUUCGGUUGAGCCUCCCAAAAUGCCACGGCCGCACACUUUGGGUUCAGGCCUACGUACAGGAGGGUAUGGAUGGCGAAGCAGAAGGCCGUUGCCGUGAUAUAUGGGGACUGGGAGGAGUCGUACAAUGA